This is a messenger RNA of Trichechus manatus latirostris (Florida manatee), 5828 nucleotides long. It is a transcript of the gene N4BP2, whose product is annotated as NEDD4 binding protein 2. Gene Ontology annotation, molecular function: endonuclease activity; ubiquitin binding. The coding region runs from base 217 to 5493 and encodes 1758 amino acids. The transcript is spliced from 17 exons. Lineage: Eukaryota; Metazoa; Chordata; Mammalia; Sirenia; Trichechidae. Gene Ontology annotation, cellular component: nucleus. The record is from RefSeq and is a predicted model, not a curated record.
CCAUUGGCGGCGGCGGGAAAGGGUGGCGGACUCAAGGCGCCGUGCCGCGCACCCGACGAGGCUUCCUCGGCCUCGACGCCCUUCGCCCGCUCCAGGAGCAGGUCCUGAUACUGCUGGAGUAUGCAAGAUAUGAAACCCUGUUUUCUUGGAGGUGUGCCUUAAGUAUCAAACAUCUUAAAUAAGAAAAGGGAAACAUUUUCAAUUUUGACUGUCAGAAUGCCAAGGAGAAGGAAAAAUCUUGGGGGAAGUCCGUUUCGGAAGACUGCAAACUCUAAGGAAGUUGUAUCCAGUGAUGCUAGUCAUGAGGAGCCAACCACUACUCUUCCUUCCACGUGUGAGAUCCAAGUUGAUCAGGACGAACUCUUCACCAGUAUUUCAGAGAUGUUUUCUGAUCUGGAUCCGGAUGUAGUAUAUUUGAUGCUUUCUGAAUGUGAUUUCAAAGUUGAAAAUGCCAUGGAUUGUCUAUUAGAAUUAUCUGCUACUGAUGCCAAGAAAGAAGAAUCAUUUUCAGUAAACUUACUAGCUUCUGAGAACCAAGAGAGUGUAGCAGGAAGUGAUAUAAUGGAAAAGUGUCCUGAAAACAACAAUAAGGAUUCAAAAAUGUAUUCUGUUUUGGAUAUGCAGCUAACUGAAGACCUUGAAUGCUUCGUAGAGAAUGCUUUUGAGACACUGGACUCUUCUCCUGAAGGCCAAGUGUCCUCAUCUUUGCCUUUGCAAGAUGUUCAUAGUUUGAGUGACCCAAGUGAGUGUAUAAAUUCAGAUUCAAGUAGUGUGACUCCCAUUCCUUCUGCACAAAAUAAGGAUUUGAACAAUGAAAUUUUAGAGAGUUCUGCCUCUACAUUUAGUUUAAACUCCUUAACUUCACAUUCAGUUUUGAAUGAGUCCAAAAGUUUCUUAAAGGAUAACACAUUGACAUUGGAAGAUAACUGUCCAGCAGAUUCCCUUGUAAAUAGUUCUUUAAAUGUAGCAAAUGACUGCAUCCUGGGUUGUAGCAAUCUCAAUCAGAGACAGGAAAAGCUUUUAGAAUCUGAGUGUGCUGAGACUCAGUUCUCUCAAGCCUCUGUAGACUUGGAUGCCAAUGAAUCUCAGGCUCCUUUAAAUCUUUCUGUGCAAAAUCCAGAGCUUGAUUUACUGGGUGCAGGCGGGGAUCAAAAAUCUAUUUCUACUCCCGAUGUGUUAGUACCUUCUGAAGGGUUCAUUUUCAAGCAGCACAAACCUACUGAACUGCCACCAAAGGGGAAGGAUGUGAAUUGCUGUCCACUUUUUACCCCUCUCCCUUUACUACUGCCUCCUUGUUCACCUUCACAAUUUUGGAGUCCAAUAGUUCCUGCUUUUGACCCAUUUCAAGGAAACCAAGGGUUUGUAACUCCUGUUGUAAACACAGCUACACAUUGGAGACCCGUCAGCUACAUGUUUCCAUCCCCAGUUAUUUCUCAUACUUCCCGAACCAAGGUAUGGAGAAAUAAAGAAGGAACAAGUGCUUAUCAAGUACAAGACACUCCCGUUUCUCACGGUGUAAGAAAGAAGAAAACAUCUUAUGUUGGACUAGUUCUUGUUCUUCUCAGAGGGCUUCCGGGAUCAGGAAAAUCUUUUUUGGCAAGGACUUUGCAAGAUGAUAAUCCAGGUGGAGUCAUUCUUAGUACUGAUGAUUAUUUUUACAUAAAUGGACAGUACCAGUUUGAUGUAAAAUACUUAGGAGAAGCACAUGAAUGGAACCAGCAUCGUGCAAAAGAAGCAUUUGAGAAGAAAGUAUCUCCUAUAAUAAUAGAUAAUAGAAACCUACAGGCAUGGGAAAUGAGACCAUAUGUUGCUUUGUCUCAAAAACAUAAGUAUAAAGUCCUUUUCCGGGAACCAGACACGUGGUGGAAGUUUAAACCAAGGGAACUUGCAAGGCGUAAUAUUCAUGGGAUAAGCAAAGAAAAAAUAACAAGAAUGUUGGAACACUAUCAACGUUUUGUUUCAGUGCCAAUAAUCAUGAGUUCUUUGGUUCCAGAGAAAAUUGAGUGUGUUGAGUUAUGUGUAUAUUCUUGUGAGGACAGAAGUACUAGCCCAAAAGACAACGAAGAUACUACCUCUGCAGAAGAAGAAAAUGUUUUAUCCUCGUCUUUGAAGCACCUAGAGUUAACUGAAGAAAAGACACUUGAAGUGACAAAUGAAACUGUGUUACCUGAGGAUGUUUCAUUUCUCCUUAAUGCAGAUUUAGACAAAGGAAGAAAAGAAAUAAGUGGUAUGAAUCAUGACAUUCAGAGUGCUUUCAUACAGGAAAGUCCAGACAUGUGUUUUUCCGACUCUGAAAGCAAAGUACAGGUAAUAGACAAAAUAGAAAAAGAAGAGCAAGUAGAAAUGGCUUCUGAAAAACAAUGUAGUAAAACUGAUGUAGAUAGUUCAGUGGAGACAGUAUCACUGAGUAUUUACUAUGAUGAAAAUAAGCAAGAGGACUGUAAUCUUGCAAAGACUGUACCACUUCAAAACGAAAAAUUUUUACCGGGUGAAGUACUGGAGGAAAGAACAACAGUAAAGAAAAAAGCCUUUGGGAAACAAAAAGGCAAAUCAGCUUUGGAAAAGUUCCCAAGAGAUGAGCUAUCAGAUUUUGUUGGUGACUGGCCAGUUGAUAAGACUAUUGGUCAAAGGACAAAAAGGAACCGAAAAACUGAAAAAGCAUCAUCUGUACAAAGUGACAAAAAGUAUAAUUGCCCUCAGUCAUGCAAAGUAUUAGGUGAUAGUGUAUCUCUGGAUAUAGAUUGUAUCCAGCAACGAAGAUCUCCGCAUGAUAAUGUAGAAGAAGACAUGAAGUCACAGUGCGAUGAUGCUUCAGAAUCCUUCAGUAGUUGUAAAUAUAUUUUUACAAAUACUGAAAAAAUUAUGUCAAACUCAUUCAAGAUUGUGGCUGACUGGCCUUCAUCUGAUUCGGCUGACUGGCCUUCAUCUGAUUUAGCUCAGAGACAGCGCAGAUCAAGAACGCCAAAGGCUCGUUUCAAUGAACCUGAUCUAAAAUUUGGAAUCAGAGACAAUAUGAGUGAAAUGUCCUUGUAUACAGCACACGAGGCCUGUUGGGGCACAAGCCCUGAAGAACUAAAAACAUUGGGUAGCUCCUGUCUAGGUAGUUCUGAAAUGCUGUCCAGUGAAAUGACCUGGGAGAAUAAGAUUUGUCUAAGUGAAAAGAAUCAUGGGCAACAUGCAUUGUGUCUGUCUUUUACCAAUAGUGCGCCCAUUGUUUCUGAAGUAGCGGAGCCACAAAUUUUAGCUGAAUUUCCAGAGGGAAAGUCUAAAGGAGUCCCUGGAAUAGAAAUCGGCUUGUGUACCCAGACUGAACCUCAGGAUUUUGCUCUCUUAUGGAAAAUAGAAAGGAAUAAAAUUACUGUUUCGGAUUCUGUUAGAGUAUUAACAGGAAGACUAGAUGGAUUUAAACCGGAAGCCUUCAAUAUUAACACAAAAUCAGAUGUUCCAGAAACAAUUCCGUAUAGGGUGAUGCAUGACAAAAGCACAUAUGUUGAAGAAAGUGAGCUUACCAGUGCUGAUGAAUCUGAAAAUCUUAAUAUUCUUUGUAAAAUAUUUGGAUCCUUUUCAUCAGAAGCCCUGAAAGACUUAUAUGAGAGGUGUAACAAAGAUAUUAUUUGGGCCACAAGCCUUUUGUUAGAUUCUGAAACUAAAUUAUGUGAGGAUACUGAAUUUAACAAUUUCCACACAUCAAAUGAUGGAUCACAAACUGGGCCAUUUUCUCUGGGGUUAGAUCUGAAGGAAAUUAUUAGCCCAAGAGAGACGUUAAAGGGUUCUAAUUCUGUUUCGGAAUUUAGGCAUGGAAUUGAUAUCAGUAACGCUAAUGCGAAGCAUGCCUGUGAUGGGGAAAAGGGAAACUCAGAGCAGGCAGAAAUAAGGGCUUUAACUCCUACAGCUGCUGUAGAUCUAAAGAAUGCUAGUGAACCACUCUCUAAUAGUCAGGGAGAAUUUUCAGGUACUACCACUAAAGAUGUGAGUGAAAUGGAAAAAAGUCCAGUAGCCACAGAGGAUGGAGACAGUAUGCAUUCUUCUUUGAAUUGGUCUGAUAUUUUAAACUCUGUAUCAAGCACUUCAAAUCUCAAAUUACAUGAAGAAGUUUAUUUUACUGACCCUUUUGAGGUAAAGAAAAAUGAAAAUCUUUCAAAAGAUAGCGUGGAAUUUCAGAUACACGAAGAAUUUAUGGAUGAAGAUAUGCAGGAAAUGGAGAAAAUUCUAAUGGCAGGGAAUAGUUGGUCACCUGGAGUUAGUGAAGAAGAUAAAACUGAGAUGUUGAAUCCCACUCCAGUGAUGGCCAAGUCUCUGACCAUAGACUGUCUGGAACUGGCAUUACCCCCUGAGUUGGCAUUUCAACUCAGUGAAUUAUUUGGCCCUGUUGGUAUUGAUUCAGGGUCUCUAAGAGCUGAGGAUUGUGUGGUUCAUAUAGAUCUGAAUCUGGCUAAAGUGAUUCAUGAGAAAUGGAAAGAAUCUGUAAUGGAGAGACAACGACAAGAAGAAAUAUCCUGUGGCAGGCUUCUAGGAGAUCCUUCUCUGUUUGGGCAUAUUGAUAAUCCUGAACAAAAAUCAUCUCAAAGAACAGGCAAAAAAUUACUGAAGACUUUAGCAGCAUCUGAAAUGCUACCCUUAUUGGAUCAUUGGAAUACACAAAAUAAAAAAGUGUCACUCAGAGAAAUAAUGUCAGAAGAAAUUGCCAUACAGGAAAAGGAGAAUUUGAAAAGGGAGUCCCCUAUGUUUGAAAAAGGUUUUGCCACCAAACUGAAGGGGAAGCAACUCUUCGAGAUAUUUCCAGCCAUUAACCAAAAUUUUCUGAUGGACAUUUUCCAGGACCACAAUUAUUGUUUAGAACAAACAGUGCAAUUUCUAAACUCUGUUCUUGAAGGAGACCCUGUAAAAACAGUUGUAGCACAAGAGUUUGUUCACCAAAAUGAGAAUGUCACCUCUCAAACUGCACAGAAGUCUAAGGAGAAAAAGGCAAAGAGAUCAAAAGAGACUGAAGAUAUACCAAGCGAACCGUCUACCCAGGAUUUUGAAUACCCAGUGUAUGAUGACUACAGGGCAGAGGCUUUCUUGCACCAGCAGAAGAGGAUGGAAUGCUACACCAAGGCAAAAGAAGCUUAUCAAAUGGGGAGAAAAAAUGUUGCCACUUUUUAUGCCCAGCAGGGUAGUCUCCAUGAGCGGAAGAUGAAAGAAGCCAAUCACCUUGCUGCUGUGGAGAUCUUUGAGAAGGUCAAUGCCUCCCUGCUGCCACAGAAUGUGUUAGACCUCCACGGGCUGCGUGUGGAUGAAGCUAUAGCACAUUUGAUGACAGUUUUACAGCAGAAAACUGAAGAAUUUAGGCAGAAUGGCGGUAAGCCCUAUCUCUCUGUGAUUACGGGCAGAGGAAACCACAGCCAGGGAGGCAUUGCUCGCAUCAAACCAGCCGUCAUUAAAUACCUCACAAACCAUAGCUUCAGGUUCUCCGAAAUUAAACCAGGGUGCUUGAAAGUCAUGCUAAAGUAAAAUAAGCAUCCUUGACUGAGGAAUGUGAAGGUUUGUAGGUUAAAAUUAGUUUUACUUGCAGUAAUUCAGUCAAUUUUACUGUAAACAGAUGCGUUCUUAGAAAAUGUCAGUUGUAAAACAGAAAAAAAUUUGUUUUUCUCAAAAUUCAAGAGAAGUUUAAUUUUUUUACUGAAUCACAUGCCAAAUAUGUUUCCUGUUAAAAAUGUUAAAGAGGGUUUUUAUUGAUCAGAAAAUGUCUGUGAAAAUUAUCAGCUACAGUUUUAAAGUUUUAUGUCCUCUAAUUCUUUCAGAGAGAAAAUAUUACCUUUGUAUUACUUGUCUGACAUUUAGUAAAG